ACAGUCGUUCAUUCUUCAUUUUGACGCAUCACAGAAAGGUUGCGAAAAUUUUCACCGCGUACAAUUUUUCGUCGGAAAUCCGUGGAAAUGUGCUAAAUUCGAUCCGUUCAGUGCUUUCAUCGUGUAGUGCUCGCUCGGUACCGUCGGAAGAAGGUCGUUUCGUGCCGAAAUGACGCAAUAUUUACCCCCAAAUUUGCUGGCAUUGUUUGCCCCACGCGAUCCGAUCCCGUUUCUGCCCCCUCCGGAUAAGCUUCCGCACGAGAAAAAAUCCCAGGGCUAUGCCGGCGUCGGUGCGUUUCUGGAUCUGUUUGAGGACCCCAAGGAUACUCCGCCACCAACUCGAGUUGAGACCCGGGAGGAGCGUAUCGAACGACGUCGCCGAGAACGCGCGGAACAGGUAGCGUACAAACUCGAACGGGAAAUUGCCACCUGGGACCCGAACCAGCUUGCCGAUGCUACAGCAGAUCCGUUCAAGACGCUCUUCGUUGCCAGAAUUAAUUAUGACACUUCUGAAUCUAAGCUGCGCCGUGAGUUUGAAAUAUAUGGUAAAAUCGUAAAAAUUAUUAUCAUACAUGACAAGGAGACCGGAAAACCUAGAGGAUACGCCUUUAUUGAGUAUGAACAUGAAAGGGACAUGCACUCCGCCUACAAGCAUGCUGAUGGUAAGAAAAUCGAUGGUAAGCGAGUGCUGGUCGAUGUGGAGCGCGCCCGCACAGUAAAGGGCUGGCUUCCGCGUCGUCUGGGCGGAGGACUAGGUGGAACUCGUCGUGGCGGAGCUGACGUCAAUAUCAAGCACUCCGGUCGAGAGGAUAACGAGCGGGAACGCGAACGGUACCGUUUGGAGCGCGAACGAGAGGAUCGUGACCGACGGGGCGAUCGGUUCGAACCACGAUUCGACCGUCGUCGUUCACGAUCCCGUGAUCGCGACCGCCGCCGCCGUAGUCGCUCAAAGGAUCGCGGUCGACGCCGACACAGUCGCGAGCGCGAAUAUGACGACCGUUGGGAUAAGGAACGAGAUCGCAGCCGCGAGAAGGAUCGCGAUCGAGACCGCGAGCGUGAUCGCGACCGUACCGAUCGUGAUCGUGAUCGCGAGAAGAAGCGCAGGCGCAGUCGUAGCCGAUCGCGCGAUCGCGAUCGUGAUCGUUCCGAGAAGAAACGCGACAAGCGCGACAAAGACCGCGAUCGGGAGCGCAAAGAACGCAAACCGGAGUUCCGCGAAGGAGAGAUCAAGAUCAAGGAGGAACCGUUGGAUGAUUAUCCGGACUACAGUGCCCAGUAUACAAACUACCAGGCCCAGGUCAAAAACGAGGAUGACGAAGAGAAGUACCGCCCGCACGAGGAUGAAGAUCAGAACGGAGCAUCUCGGGUGCGCAGCGGUGGCGGCGGUGGUGCUGGUGCUGGCGCUGGAGAAAAUGGCAGCCGGUAUGGCGCCGUUGGCCGUGAUGACGAGGCCUAUGACGAUCGGUAUGACGGUUAUUAGGUUGAGUGGGACGACGAAUUCUCUUAACGAAGUCUUCUCAAAAUUGAUUCUAAAAUUUUCCACAUGCAUUUUGCACUAACUUCAAAGAUUACUAGGUGGCAAUUAUUUGACUUAUUUUCCAAUCGGUUUGCAGUCAAGCGUGCACAUCAAAGGUUAAGUAUUGUUCGUAAGUUUAUAACAUUUUUAAACUGUAUGGCGUUUCGCAGGUUAAGUAUGAAAAGAAACUCAAAUACUUAGGUUUUAACAUCAUUCAGAAUCAUCUGAAUGCUGCUGAUCCUGCUAGAGCAAAACACACUUGAAUGGUAAUUUUCGAAGUAAGUAAUGUGGUAAAAUUUAUUUAUAAAACAUUUGUCUGGUAAGAAGGGUUCGCCGAUUUGAACUAUUUGAAAUUAGCAUUGACCUCUCUGCGAUUGGCUGAUGUGGACUAGUUUUCCUUUUAGUGAAUAGGAUGGGACGUUUGGGUAACCCGACGUAAGUAAUAUUCUGAAUACAAUCGUCUUGAUCGAUCGUCCAACAAA
Messenger RNA from Aedes albopictus (Asian tiger mosquito), 1998 nucleotides. RefSeq names its product U1 small nuclear ribonucleoprotein 70 kDa. Gene Ontology annotation, molecular function: mRNA binding; U1 snRNA binding. Gene Ontology annotation, cellular component: precatalytic spliceosome; U2-type prespliceosome; U1 snRNP. The record is from RefSeq and is a predicted model, not a curated record. Bases 170 to 1480 code for a protein of 436 amino acids. Gene Ontology annotation, biological process: mRNA splicing, via spliceosome. The transcript is spliced from 6 exons. Lineage: Eukaryota; Metazoa; Arthropoda; Insecta; Diptera; Culicidae.